Cuscuta campestris is the source of this 2330-nucleotide messenger RNA. Lineage: Eukaryota; Viridiplantae; Streptophyta; Magnoliopsida; Solanales; Convolvulaceae. The record is from the annotation of a GenBank genome assembly.
GGUACACAAAUAGUAGGAUUGUGUAUUUUGUGACCAAAAUGUUUGUGAUUUUAGCAUUUGUGUCAUCUUAAUAAUUUGUCUACCUCAACCCAGUGGGCGGAAUCAACCGCCAGCCAGCUACAAGAUCGAUCCAAUGACGGAAAUCCAUGGCCUCAUCACUGAAGGGCAACUGCUCAUCUCUUUAUCUCCCUCCCCUCCCCAAAUUGAUCCAAGUUUUUCCGCAUCUCCACGCCACAGCUGAGCUGCGUUUCUUUGUAUUCAUAAACCAUGAAAAAACCCGUCGGAGGCAACGAAGCUUCUGCUAUUGAACCUUCACCAUCAGGUUUUGUAAUCAACCCUUAUAAAUAUAGCCGGUUGAGUUUAGAGGAGAGAAGGGAAUUACUUUAUGAGAUUUAUCAAUGGUCGGAUGAUGCACCAAAGGUCCUAAGUUCAUUGGGCAGGAGACAACUGCUUGAAAUAAUAUGUGCUGAAAUGGGCAAGGAGAGGAAGUACCCUGGCUUCACCAAAGCAAGAAUGAUAGAGCAUCUCUUGAAGCUGUUUUCUUGUAGAAGGACGAUAAAUACCAAAGAAAAUCUAAUCCCAGAUGAUCAUCCAUGUGACGAGGAGAUGAAAGACAAGCCGGGAGCCUUUCUCUGUCAGAACUCAGCAUGCAGAGCUGUAAUGAAUGAUGCAGAUGUCUUCUGCAGAAGAUGUUCUUGCUGCAUUUGUCAUAGGUACGAUGACAACAAAGAUCCCAGUCUGUGGCUGGUCUGUUGCUCUCCUGAUUGUCCAGAGGAAUCCGCCCUCAUUCUUGUUAUUUUUGUUUUUCUUUUAUCAUCACUCGUACGACUGACAUAUACCACCGAUGCUUCAUCUACCACACGCAUUGAGCCCGAGCAAAAAAACCGUGCAGCGCUCUCGAUGACAUUCUACGGCUCAAAAUAUUCUCAAGUAUUCGAGCCCGACGCUAGCUUUGCAUACCGUCACGCUAGUGAGCUGAAUAUGUCUUUGCAUCGCAUUGCAUAUUUGCAUGAGAAAGAAAUCAUGUUAUCUAACUUAAGUCUUAGUCAAGUUAGAGAAAACCCAGCAUAUAGUGAAGUUUUUGCUAAUUAUGCAUUUGGCCUCGGUUUGUACCUUGUUGAGUUUUACGUUGGCGAUGAAGGAUUGAAACAAGUGCUGGUGCUGGAUACGGGCAGCAGCAUUGUGUGGGUUCACUGCCAGCCUUGCGAAAACCCUUGCGGUGAGUCAUACAAAAUUACAAAACCAAUAUAUGAUCCAGAGUUAUCACUUGGCUAUCAGAGAGUUCUUUGUAAGGAUAGCUAUUGCCGAAAUCCUGGUACUGUAAGAACUAACUACAAUGAGUGUAAAAAAGAAGUUGAGGAAUGUGAGUAUCAAGUAGCGUACGAAUCUGCACGAAGUAGUGGUAAAAUCAUAAGGGACACAUUUAGGGCCUCCAAUUUGGAACAAUUCAGUACUAUUUACUUUGGUUGUUCCAAGUCGGCGUGCUUUGAUGGCAAUGCCAUGUUUUUGGCCGAAGUCAACGGAGUAUUUGGUCUUGGGAACGAAAGACUAUCAUUUAUGUCCCAGGUCCCGUACGAGGCACAGUUUUCGUAUUGUUUAGGACGUUUGCCCGAUUUUGAAGAACAAGAGGCGACGGGUAACAGCGCACUUAUAAUUGGAGAACCAGUCAUAGAGAACAAGAAGUGGACAAACUUGUACGAGGAGGACGGGCACUACUAUGUCAGCAUCGCCGAGAUCUGGAUUGGAGAUAAAAAACUUAAUCCUCCAAAGUAUGAAUUACGAAGGAGCCGUACUCUGAGUGGAGGAGGAGCUCUGAUAGACACAGGUGCGUCCAUAAACAUACUUCUAAGAGGUACCUUUGAAGUGUUUACGAAUGAGGUGAAUAGAUUGAUGGGGGACAGAAUAAAAGCCGUAGAGCGGUCUAGGGAAGGUCGGCCUUGUUACUUAGGCAAAAAGUCUUCGGAGAUUCCUAAAGACUUCCCCGAAGUCAGAUUUGUGUUUGAGGGUUACACUUCAGAGAUCAAACUCAAAUACUAUCAUCUCUUUCGUCAAGUUGAUGAAGAUCGUUUUUGCUUGACCUUCAUAGAUGGUUCCUUCAAAUCCAGAAGUGCUUACCUUGGAGCCUCAGCACAACAGUCCAUGUAUGUUAAUUAUGAUUUAGUUGAGGGUAGAAUUUCUUUCCAAGAUGCAGAUUGUAGUAGCUCAUUUGCAUAGAUAAUCUGAGUUGCAUCCGGCUGUCCCGCAUGAAGAAGAAGGUCACGACCCCGUCCCUGCCACGACGGGUCGUCCAAAGAGGAAUGUUCGUCCGCCAAAAAAAUAUCAAGAUUAUG